GAGUUUCGACCGUUGAAAUUGAUUUCGAUGGGGCCUUGUGACGAUUUAGUUGAUUAGCCAUGAUAAUUUUGACACUGCCAUGAUCAUUUGAAUAUAGAAGAUCAAUAUAAUCAGAUGUCAAAAUUAGGCACCAUCGAAGUCGAUUUCAACGGUCGAAACUCAUUUAGAGUCAAGCCCCUGGUUCAGUUAAGAUAUUGAGAAGUGAACCCACCUCUAGGUGAAGCUAUUAACGAAUUUGACAUCUGUUGACAUUAGACGUCAAAAAAUGUGGAGAUCAAAUCAAAAAUCAAAACAAUGAAGAGGUGUAAAAUAAUUUUUCAACUAGAAAGAAUAUCUGAAAUAUUAUGACUGAAAAUAUAGACAGUUUGUAUUCAAAAUGAGAGUUUGAUAUAGCCAGAUGAUAAGAAAUGGACAAUUCCACAAAAUACAUAACAAUUAGUGUAGCUGCCUUUGUAUGUUACUGCAAUACAUUAUGGGGCACUUUUGUGUUUGAUGACAGUGAGGCAAUUGUGAAGAACAAAGAUGUAAUGCUGCAUACACCACUGAGAGAUAUCUUUAGAAAUGACUUCUGGGGGACAGAUAUCACUCUGAAUAUUAGUCAUAAAAGUUAUAGACCCCUCACUAUAUUAUCUUACAGGUUAAACGUCCUUUAUUCGAACAACAAACUGGAUGCGUUUCAGUUCCAUGCAACCAAUGUCAUCCUCUAUGGCGUGUUGUGCCUGAUCACCGUCACUGUCUUCGAACUCUUCCUCAAAAAGUCGAAAUAUGCGACGAACGUACACGAUAUCGCGUACUACUCAGCACUGCUGUUCACUGUACACCCUGUACACACAGAGCCUGUGGCUGGUCUUGUCGGGAGGGCGGAUAUCCUUAGCUCGGUGCUAUUCUUUUUGGUAUUAUUGAUGUACCAAAAAUACAGAAAUGCGACUGGAGAAAUUGUUUUAUUUUGGUUCGUUAUGUUUAUACUGAUGACAGGAUGCGCCGUAUUGUGCAAAGAAACUGCAAUAUCUAUCUUGGGAAUGUUGAUUAUCUACGACAUAUACAGGGAGAAGCGUAGGUCAACGUCGUGGUGGGAUUUGCUGACAUUUUGGAACCUUUUAAAAUAUAUGACAAUAAUAUCAUGCGGACUAGUUAUUAUGUACUACCGUUUUAAGGUAAUGAAUUUUGAAGGGCCAAUCUUCACUACCAAUGACAAUCCCGCCGCAUUUUCCGAUAGUUUCAUUACUAGGCUGUUCACCUAUAACUACUUGUACUUGUUGAAUUUCCUGUUACUGUUAUGGCCACAAUGGUUGUGUUUUGAUUGGUCGAUGGGAUGUGUACCUUUGAUUGAGUCACUUUGUGAUAAACGUGUGAUUUUCGUUAUCUGUUUUUGGAUCGUAACAGCUUAUGCUGCGUAUACUUUGUUUAAGAAGAAUCUAGAUAAUGCUGUAUUAGAUGCAAGAAUAAUGGGUGUUAGUUUAAUGUUGCUGCCGUUCUUACCUGCGUCAAACAUCGUCUUUACAGUUGGUUUUGUUGUAGCUGAAAGAACGUUGCUGUUACCCAGUGCUGGGUUUUGUCUUCUAGUCGUUAUAGGAUUAAAAAAAUUGGAAAGAAAGUAUCAUGAUAACAGGAAGGUAUUUCUGAUAUUAUUCUAUCUCCUCCUUCUGAUAUUCGCUUUACGCACAAUACAAAGAAAUUCUGAAUGGCUAAGUGAAGAAAAAUUAUUCACAUCUGCUCUGGAAGUAUGCCCACUGAACGCUAAAGUUCACUAUAACAUCGCUAAAAUAGCUGCUGAUAAAGGAAAGAAAGAUCUCGCUUUGGAGGAGUACAAGAAAGCUUUGGAGCUUAAUACAAACUACGAACAAGCCAUGAAUAAUUUAGCUAAUUUACUAAGGGAAGACAGGAAGUUUCAGGAAGCUGAAGUGCUUCUGCGAAAAGCGUUAGAAGUCAGGCCGAAUUUUGCUGCUGCGUGGAUGAAUUUGGGUAUUGUGUUGACUAAUCUCAACAAAACUGGAGAAGCUGAAAAUUGUUAUAAGACUGCAAUCAAGUAUAGGAGUAAAUAUCCGGACUGUUACUAUAAUCUUGGAAAUUUGUACCUAGACAUGAAACAACACGAAGAGGCUUUGAAAGCAUGGGAAAUGUCAGUGUUCUACCGUCCUUCCCACACAGCAGCUUGGAGCAACGCAUUAGUGCUCUUGGACAACAUGAAACGCUACGAAGAUGCUUUGCGUCUGGGCCAAAAAGCAUUGCAUCACAAUCCUACCUCGGCGGCGUUGCAUUUUACAUUGGCAAACACCCUGGGAAAAGUGCAGGAGUUCGAAAAAGCGGAGAAGCACUUCUUGGAGGCGAUUCAGUUGAACCCGACCAGCGGAUUGUAUUGCUCAAAUUUAGGUGUCUUGUAUCAUCGCUGGGGCAAGAUAGAAAAAGCUAAAGAGAUGUAUAAAAAGGCAUUGGAAAUAGAUCCAACUUUAAAAACAACUGAAAUGAAUCUGAAAAGACUCACAAACGCUAAGCUGCAGCAUUCGUGAUGAAGCAGGAGGAAGAUUUUUUGAAAUUGCUUUUUGAUGCUCACAGGGAUAAUACAUGAAAAUAAGGUUCGUAUUCAUUUCAUAUUAUACCCCAGUUUUUUAACAGCAACAAUUAAAAUUUUCAUUAUGGAAAUACCUUAUGAUACCUGAUACAUAGUUUUGAUUGGAAUCAGGUUGGUCGUAGAUAAUAUGUCUUUAUCUUUACAUUCAUUUCACAGAUAAAAACACAUCUAUAAAACCAUGUUAAGAUCUACAAUUUGAUGUAGUACGAUUCCAACAAUAAAAUCUCUGCGAAUUUCAAGAAACAAAAUAAAAGGACAAUAAAUGUGUAUGUUUGUGUGUUCCUCUUUGUGUGUACGAAGUCUAUUUAUUUCUAUAUAAUUUUUGUGUGUAACUCUAUACAAAUAUAUAUUUAUUGACAUUUUA
Acanthoscelides obtectus is the source of this 2933-nucleotide messenger RNA. NCBI's taxonomy places the organism in Eukaryota, Metazoa, Arthropoda, Insecta, Coleoptera, Chrysomelidae. The record is from the annotation of a GenBank genome assembly.